Messenger RNA from Lactuca saligna, 282 nucleotides. The record is from the annotation of a GenBank genome assembly. NCBI's taxonomy places the organism in Eukaryota, Viridiplantae, Streptophyta, Magnoliopsida, Asterales, Asteraceae.
AUGCUGGCAGAUGCUCAAGUAAAGCAACUUGUAAGAACCUUACCAAAUUACUUACUUUACCCUUCAAAUCUAAGGGGAAAUUUAAUUUUUAUCGAGUUGUAUGAUGUAGUAUGCUCCUGCCCUGCUUCAUACAUCACUUCCAAGAAUUAUGGUGGAUUUAUAUCGAUAUUGAUUUGGGGGAUGGCUUUCAUCGACCGACCGUCAUUUCUAGAUGUAUACGUUGACCUGUAUUAUGGAAGGAAUCAUGAAGAGAAUGAAUUAUGCACAGAAGGUGUUCUAUGA